CGGGGACGGAGGCGGAGCGGCGGGUGCGGCAGCCGUGCACCACCACGCGCGCUCACCCGAGGACGUCUUCCGCGACUUCCGCGCGCGCCGCGCCGGCAUCGUCAAGGCUCUCACCACGGAUGUGGAGAAGUUCUACCAGCAGUGCGACCCCGGUGAGGCACUAGGCGUCGUUCCCCUUUUUUUCUCCCUUUGUGCUGCUCAUUUCUUCGAGCUAAGCUGUGCCUUUCACUCUGCACCGACCCCUUGUUUGCUUAUGGAGCUCGAUCCGGUUGCCGUUCAGGGCUUCGUUGGAUACUUAAGCUCGAAUAGUAGCUCGAUUUGAGCCCUAACCCAUGUCAGAGAAAGAGAACUUGUGCCUUUAUGGGUUACCGAAUGAGACCUGGGAGGUCACUCUGCCCGCUGAGGAAGUACCUCCUGAACUUCCAGAGCCAGCACUGGGGAUAAACUUUGCUCGUGAUGGAAUGAUUGAAAAAGAUUGGUUAUCUCUGGUUGCUGUUCAUAGUGAUGCAUGGCUACUGUCUGUUGCAUUCUACUUCGGAGCUCGCUUUGGAUUCGAUAAAGAUGCCAGGAGAAGGCUCUUCACCAUGAUUAAUAAUCUGUCCACUGUUUAUGAAGUUGUGACGGGGAUUGCUAAGAAGCAAUCAAAAGCUCCCAACGGCAGCAGCAAAAGCAGCAAGUCCAACUCAAAACCAUCGAAACAGAGCAAUUCUAACAGCAAACCUGCAAAGCCAGCUCACCCGAAAGACGAGGAAGACAGCGGGCAGGAGGGCGCAGGGGACGAGGACCAAGCAUACCUGUGUGGCUCCUGCGGGGAGAGUUACACGAACGGCGAGUUCUGGAUCUGCUGCGACAUCUGCGAGAAGUGGUUCCACGGCAAGUGCGUCCGGAUCACCCCUGCCAAGGCGGAGCACAUCAAGCAGUACAAGUGCCCCAGUUGCAACAGCAAGAGGAGCCGCGAAUGACACCCCUGGGACGCUCCUCCCUGUCGACGUAUGUAGAAUGUUAGGAACGGUGAAGGGGCCUAGAACCGCUUCACCUGUUUAGCGCACCGGUGCGCCGGUGGUUGUACUAGUUCCAUCGUGUGUUGUUGUAAUGGACAUGGUAGCUGGCGGUGAUGUGUUGUGUUAGCAGGCUAACUGCUGUCAUUGUAGUGUGAGAUGAACUGCUAGAAAGUUGGAAACUGUUGUGUUCAGUAAUUAAUUGAUGCGUUAGUAUGUUUGAUAA
Messenger RNA from Phragmites australis (common reed), 1224 nucleotides. RefSeq names its product PHD finger protein ALFIN-LIKE 7. Gene Ontology annotation, molecular function: transcription coregulator activity; transcription cis-regulatory region binding; histone binding. The transcript has 5 exons. Lineage: Eukaryota; Viridiplantae; Streptophyta; Magnoliopsida; Poales; Poaceae. Gene Ontology annotation, cellular component: nucleus. The record is from RefSeq and is a predicted model, not a curated record. Gene Ontology annotation, biological process: regulation of DNA-templated transcription. Bases 333 to 962 code for a protein of 209 amino acids.